This is a messenger RNA of Drosophila persimilis, 881 nucleotides long. Its product is annotated as cell wall protein DAN4. The record is from RefSeq and is a predicted model, not a curated record. Bases 67 to 747 code for a protein of 226 amino acids. The transcript has a single exon. NCBI's taxonomy places the organism in Eukaryota, Metazoa, Arthropoda, Insecta, Diptera, Drosophilidae.
UUAGUUGUGGUCGACUACUGUGCGCUACUUGGACCGAGGGAAAUACGAGUUUUUACUUGCUAGAAAAUGCGUGCGGCUACGUUGAUAAUAUUUGGCCUGCUGAUGGUCGGCUGCUGUCUGGCCCGUCCCCAGGACAGCUCCCCGGCGACGACGACGACGACGACGACGACAAGCACCACAACCACUCCCAAGCCCGUGGAGGAUAAGGCGAGUUCCACGACAACGACCAGCAGCACAACCACAACGACAACGACGACAACUCCGAAACCAGAGCCCAAAACUGCAUCUCCCAGUACGACAACCACCAGCACUACUCCGAGCACAACCACCAGCAAUACAACACCCAGUCCCAGCACAACUACCUCUAGUACUACUCCCAGUACCACCAGCACCACUACAAUUACUACAACCACCCCCAAGCCCAAGGACGCUGGCGAUGAGGAGGCCGAGAAGCUGCUGCAGCAGUGCGCCGAGCUGAGCAGACGCAAGAAGCGCGGCGGAUCCUCCUCCGAGGAGGACAGCGGCGAGGGAAAGUCCUCCAAGUCGGGCAGGAAGGAGCGCAAGCAGCUGAAGAAGAUGUGCAAGGAGCUCAAGAGGCAGCAGGAGCGCAAGCAGGAGAAGACCCAGAAGGGAUCCCUCUCAGAGCUGGCCCAGGCAUUGCGCACCUAUGCUCAGCGCCACGGCCAGGAAGACCGCCACGAGCACCGCCAGGACCAGCGCCAUCACCACGGCCAUCGCAGGCACUAAAAAGAUUAAAAACUCCUGAUGGAUCAUCUCCAUUUCAACACCUAAAGGCAGUUAUUUUUUUUAUAUAUGUAUGUGUGUAUAUAUUUUUUUAAUUUGUGAAAGUUUUUGAUUGGAAAUAAACGUGAAAAAAUGCA